Molecule: messenger RNA, 3051 nt
Organism: Striga asiatica
Lineage: Eukaryota; Viridiplantae; Streptophyta; Magnoliopsida; Lamiales; Orobanchaceae
Source: the annotation of a GenBank genome assembly
AUGGAAGAUGCACCUUGUCAAACCCAUCAAACAGCAGAUGGUUUACCCCAUUUUCCUUCUCCCAAAACCAAUGCCCAAAACGGCAGUUCAUCCAGUAUACGUAAAGAAUUUGACCCUCCAGCAGCCGGGAUGGAAUUCGAGUCUUAUGACGAUGCGUACAAUUACUACAGCUGCUAUGCCCGCGAAGCGGGUUUUAGCGUGAGGGUUAAAAAUUCGUGGUUCAAAAGAAAUAGCCGAGAAAAAUACGGCGCCGUUUUAUGCUGCAGCAGCCAGGGAUUCAAACGGGCCAAAGACGUAAACCGACUCCGGAAGGAAACCAGAACCGGCUGCCCUGCCAUGAUGAGGAUGAGAUUAGUCGGCUCCAAAAGGUGGCGAAUUCUCGAAGUCAUUCUCGAUCACAACCAUGCACUGGGAGCAAAAGUUCACAAACCAGCAAAAAAUAAGCUAAUUUCUGAAUCUGACCCGGAAGCACAGCCCGCCAAAUUGUACCGAGCACUUGUUAUAGAUACGGCGAGUGAUGGGACCCUUAGUUUCGAUCUAAGACGGGCCGAUACCACAUCGGGCCCGCCCAACUUGUUGCCCGAAUCUCACCACAGGUUUUCCCUGUCCCACAUCGUGAGGAAAGUUCCGGAAAAACUCGGAGGCCUCCGAAACUACGACGCCGUGAGGAAGACUUUCCUGAAAGUAGUCUACGAGGCGCUAAAGCCGUUCGAUUUCGAGACCACGUGGGGUUUCAUGAUCCAACGGUUCGGAAUCGCCGACAACGAGUGGCUUCAGUCGUUGUACGAGGACCGGGCCCUGUGGGCCCCGGCCUACCUAAAGGACACGUUCUUCAUGGGAAUGGCCGAGUCGCUGAACCCGAUUUUCGACAAGUGCCUGCACAAGCAGACCCCACUGAAGGAAUUUCUCGACAAGUAUGAGCUGGCGCUGCAGAGGAAGCAACGGGAAGAAACGAGCGCCGACAUGGAGUCGAGAGGUUCGAAUCCCGAGCUGAGGACGAGAUGCCCGUUCGAAAUCCAGGUGUCGAAAAUAUACACUCGGGCGAUGUUCGAGAGGUUCCGAGUUGAGGUGAUGGAGAUGUACUCGUGCUUCCACACGAUGCAGGUGCACGCGGAUGGGCCCGUUUCGAUUUUCGUGGUGAAGGAAAGGGUGGCGGCGGCACUGCAGGAAGGGAACAGGAGAGAGGUUAGAGAGUUUGAGAUUCUCUACAACCGGGGCGCGGGCGAGGUUCGCUGCAUCUGCGGCUGUUUCAACUUGUACGGGUAUUUGUGCCGGCACGCGCUGUGUGUGCUGAACUUUAACGGGGUUGAGGAGAUUCCGGCGAGGUAUAUUCUGUCGAGGUGGAAAAAGGAUUACAAACGGUUGUGUGUUUCGGGUCGCGGGUCGGGCGGGUGUGAUAGUACGGGUCGGGUCGAGUGGAUGGGCCAGCUGUACCGAAGGGCGGUGCAGGUUGUGGAGGAAGGGGUGAUCUCGUUGGAUCAUUAUAAGGUGGCGUUGAGAGCGUUUGAGGAGUCUUUGGAAAGAAUGGACGAGGCUUCUGUUAACGGCGAACCUCCGCCGCUCGUUACCGGCGGAGAAUGCGCCAUGACGGAGUACGUCGGCCGAACCGGCCGCGUCCUACCGGGAGACAACCCUCUGCCGCCGGCUGUCGGGAUGGAAUUCGAGUCGUACGAAGACGUCUACUUCUUCUACAACUGCUACGCGAGGCAGCAGGGGUUUGGGGUCCGCGUGAGCAACACGUGGUACCGAAAGGGCAGGGAGAGGUACCGUGUGAAGCUGAGCUGCAGCAGCGCCGGUUUCAAGAAGCAGACCGCGGCCCAGCGCCCGAGGCCCGAAACUCGAACGGGCUGCGCCGCCAUGAUUAAGUUCAGGCUGAUGGAGGACAGUGGGCGUUGGAGGAUCAUAGAGACAGAGCUCGACCACAAUCAUCUGACGAGCCCGGUGGACGCCAGUUCAUACAAGUCACAUCGGGCCGUGUGUGUCGGGAGCAAGAGGCCCGUUGCAGAGAACGGUGUUGGGAAAAUCAGGCUGUUUAGGACAGUGGUCGUUGAUGAGGUAGAUGCUAGGGUUUCGGAUUUGGACAAUGGCAGAAUUGGGGCUAAAUUGAGUCUCGAAAAGGGCGAAUUUAAGCUGUUUGAGGAGUUUGAUGCAAUUUGGAAGGCGUUUGCUAGAGCAGUUUAUCACUCGUUGUGUGAGGAUGAGUUUGAGGACGCUUGGGAAGAAAUGGUGCUGAGAUAUGGACUCUCGAGUUGUGAUUUGAUAAAAGCGUUGUAUGAAGAGCGCAAGCGGUGGGCCCCAGUCUAUCUGAAGGAGGUUUACCUGGCAGGCAUGUUUCCUAUGAAAGAAAACGAGCUGUUGAUUUCACCUUUCGAGAGAUGCUUGAGGCCGAAUACUUCCCUCAGAGAAUUUCUCGGCAGUUACGAGCAUGCUAUAACUGAAAUCGAGCAAAGAGAAUCGUUAUCAGAUUUGGAAUCUAAAAGCUCGUGCCCCGUGCUAAAGUCGAACUUCUAUUUCGAGCUGCAGGUUUCGAAAUUAUACACAAACGAUGUGUUCAAGAAUUUUCAAGACGAGAUAGAGGGAAUGUAUUCGUGUCUGAGCAUAAGACAGAUGAGCAUUGAUGGUUCGAUUGCAACUUACAUCGUCAAAGAAGAUAUUCAAGUUGUAGAAAACAGAAGGGAGGUAAAAGAUUUCGAGGUGAUCUAUAAUACCUCAGAUGCUGAUAGUGUAUGUGCUUGUGGGCUAUUCAAUUUUAGGGGCUAUUUGUGCAGACAUUUAUUGAGUGUUAUCAAUCAACUCGGUUUGGAAGAAAUUCCUCCUCAAUAUGUGCUUGAAAGAUGGAGAAAGGACAUUGAACGUAAUUAUGUUUUCGAUUAUGGACACAAAGGUAUUGAUAUUCAUAACCCUUUGCAUAGAUACGAUAACUUGUACAAAUGUGUUGUGAAAGUUGUGGAGGAAGGGAGGAAAUCGCGUGAUCACUACAAGUUUGCAUUGGAUUCAUUGGAUGAGAUAUUAAACAGAGUUCGCAUUCAAGGGGAUUACACAGCAAAAUAA